Molecule: messenger RNA, 270 nt
Organism: Dracunculus medinensis (Guinea worm)
Lineage: Eukaryota; Metazoa; Nematoda; Chromadorea; Rhabditida; Dracunculidae
Source: the annotation of a GenBank genome assembly
AUGAUACAGGUUAUUUUUUUUUUUUUUUAUAUACAAUUUACACGUAGAAAGUUGAAAACUAAAAAUACAAUAGAUUAUGGUGCAUUAAUAAUUAAAGGAUCGGCUGCAAUCGUUAUUGUAAUUUCGCUUUCGUUAAUAUUUUUAGCUGUCGGUAAUAUGGUUUAUCAGAGUUUUGCAAGUAAUGCUGUUCUACGUCAAAAUGUGAGUAAAAAUUUUUUAAAAUUUUCUCUGGUGAUUCGAAUUUUUUUUUUUUUCAAUUUUUUAUCAUAG